Molecule: messenger RNA, 1724 nt
Organism: Malus domestica (apple)
Lineage: Eukaryota; Viridiplantae; Streptophyta; Magnoliopsida; Rosales; Rosaceae
Product: E3 ubiquitin-protein ligase CIP8-like
Biological process (GO): protein ubiquitination
Cellular component (GO): cytoplasm
Molecular function (GO): ubiquitin protein ligase activity
Source: RefSeq, a predicted model, not a curated record
AUCCAACGGACCAAAUGCAAGGGAAACAAGCACCUCGCAGCACCGAAGCACUCCUUUGGCACUCUCGGCGUACUUGUCCCCAAGAAUCUAAUCUGCAACCCCCACCCACUUUCCCCGCUCCUUCGUCUUUCUUUUGGUCUUUAUUGGCCGUAUCGGACCUCUAAUUCCAAACCCAAACCCUAUGGCUGAAACUCCAUCCCAGACGCCGCCGCCGCCGCCGCGAUCUGCGUCUGAGGCCGAGACGGAGACGAUGGAGUACUGGUGCUACCACUGCAACAAACGCGUCUCCAUCGAAACCGUGGCGAAUCUCCCUGACAUCGUUUGCCACGAGUGCAAGAAUGGUUUCGUCGAAUCCAUCCCGGCCGCGUCAUAUCCGCAGUGGGAUCCUCCUUCCCGAUCGUCCGAUCAGGUCGAUGACCCGACUUUCGGCUCUCCAUUUCUCCAGGUGCUGAGGCUAAUCGCUCAGGCGGCGCGUGAGGAGGAUGCGCCCCCGCCGCAGCCUGAAAACCCCUCGCUUGAUGACGAUUUCUUUAGGAUUGAGAUGGAGGGGUGGGACAACGACGAGGACGAGGACGACGAAGAUGCGCACAGUGUCGAGUUUCACAACCACGACGGCGAGGAUAACGAAGAAGCUGGAGAGGAAGUAGAAGAGGAGGAGGAGGAGGAAGAAGAAGAAGAUAGAUCGGAUAACGAGGAUGAAGAGAAUCAGGAAGAUCAGCAAGAGAGAGAUGAAGAAGACAUGCGACGACAUCGUCGAGACGUGCUUCGUCUCCACAUCCGAGAGAUUGCAACCCGAGCGAGCAGCGGGAGGAACCGGAUUCUGGAUUGGGCCGAGAUCUUGAUGGGGCUGGAGGACAAUUCGAUCGAAUUCCGGCUCGAAAUGCCCGAAUCGGACCGGUACAUCGGCAAUCCCGAGGAUUACGUGGACGCAGCCGGCUAUGAGGCUUUGCUGCAGACCUUGGCUGAGAGCGAUAAUGCUGGAAGGAGAGGGGCUCCACCGGCGGGGAAGAAUGCUGUGUCGGAGUUACCAUCGGUCAAGAUUGCGGCAGAGGAUGAGGCCGUGGUGUGCGCCAUAUGCAAGGACAUGGUGAAUGUUGGUGACAUGUCGAAGAAGCUGCCGUGUGGGCAUGGUUACCACGGCGAUUGCAUCGUUCCUUGGCUGAGUUCCAGAAAUACUUGCCCGGUUUGCCGGUUCGAGCUGCCAACCGAUGAUCCGGAAUACGAGGAGGAGAGGAAGAAGCGAGCUGUGUCUGUUAGCGCGGCUGGAGCUUCCAGUUCUGGCGGAGAUAAUUCAAUCUCUCAUUGAUUGAAAUCGAUGUGUGUUUAACUACCUAGACGUUUUCCAUUUCUCCGACAGAUGCGGUUGAGGUUUGUCUCCGUUUCUUGAAUUAGAGUAGUAGCAAUACCAGUAAACUUACUCAAUAGUUCAGAAUUGUAGGAUUGCCGUUAAGCGAGCUGCAUGUUCAUAGAUAUCAAGUGUUGUUUCUUAGUAGGUAGCAGUAAGUCUUGCAAUUUGAGUAGUGUGUGUGAUCCAGAUUCCCGAUGAUACUGAACAAAUCGGUGAAAGAGUUUGCCGUUUUAGGACCUUCCAAUUCGAUUAGCGACUUGCCUGCGUUUGGCUUGGAAUUUAUGGCAGUAAGCAGGGUUCUUUUCUCUUGUUAUUUCAGUGACUUGCCUACGUUACUGUACUAGUAAAACAAAGCAACUUUUAUUUUUUAGCUCGU